AUGCUUGUGUCGCUGACGUGUAAGUGUUCUGUAAGAGGUGAACUCGGGCCUGCAUGUAAUUCAGCUGGAAUGAUAGAUCGUUAUGUUCUUGGAAUUGAUCAUCUUUAUGCCAAACCCGUGUACAGAAAUCUGAAGCCAUGGCCAAGUUCCAAGAUAGCACCUUCAUGGUGUCAUGCACCUUUUGAUCCUGAAGGUAUUUUAAGUUCACUAACAACUGCUGUGACCUGUGAGCUGCAUCAUUGGACUUCAGUGUGGCUACAUUCUUGUACAGUUGCAGGUAUAUCUUUGGUCACCUCAGCACGUGUUGGAAUUACUUUUUGCAUAAUGUAUGCAUUUUUGUCACAGAAAAGGGAUAGUGAAACAAUUCGAGCCAAUCAUGUCAGGAAGUCGUUGCCGGAGUUGACGCAAAAUCCAUCCAGAAUGUCGGCUGAGAUAGAUGAAACAUCAGAGAAUGGGAACACGGAUCAUGAUUAUCAUCAUCAUUGCCACCUUCACCAAGACUACAGCCACCGCUCCCUCCGUAACUCCCAAAUGAAUUCUCACCCAGUGAAGCGCCUCUAUCACCAAAGUAAUAAUUGGGGGCUCCUUGUUUUCAUGUUUUCCUAG
Messenger RNA from Fraxinus pennsylvanica, 606 nucleotides. The record is from the annotation of a GenBank genome assembly. Lineage: Eukaryota; Viridiplantae; Streptophyta; Magnoliopsida; Lamiales; Oleaceae.